Cadophora gregata is the source of this 1557-nucleotide messenger RNA. RefSeq lists its product as uncharacterized. Gene Ontology annotation, biological process: DNA-templated transcription; regulation of DNA-templated transcription. The transcript is spliced from 5 exons. Gene Ontology annotation, cellular component: nucleus. Gene Ontology annotation, molecular function: DNA binding; DNA-binding transcription factor activity, RNA polymerase II-specific; zinc ion binding. Bases 1 to 1557 code for a protein of 518 amino acids. Lineage: Eukaryota; Fungi; Ascomycota; Leotiomycetes; Helotiales; Ploettnerulaceae. The record is from RefSeq and is a predicted model, not a curated record.
AUGAGGAAGCCAACAGCAUGUGAAGCCUGCCGGAACCGUCGACGUAAAUGUAAGAUUGUUGAAGGCCAACGGGAUUGCUCCCAUUGCAUUGCUCGGCAUAUCAAAUGCAUCCAGAAACCCCCUGUGGGAGGUUACUAUCAUCAGUCUGCUCUGGUAUCCGAGAGCCGUCAGCUUGAGAGUCGUCUUGAUGCUCAAGAUGGUGCUCAAGAUGCGGAUAGAGCGUAUCCCCAACUUGCUCUGCGGCUAGAGCUGGUGCAGUUGUAUUUUGAUUAUAUUCACAACCAGUUCCAUACUUUGUUCCAUCCUCCCAGCUUCCUUGCUGCGGUGGCCGAAGAUCGAGUAGAGAACGUUUUGUUGUAUCCAAUAUUUGCACUCUCGGCGAGAUUUUCGACCGAUCCAUUUUUUGGUGGGAAGCCGCCAGCUGAACGAGGAUCUGCGUUUAUAGCAAAAGGAGAGAGUCUUCUGCAAAUCAGUAGAGCAUCGCUCACAACAAUCCAAGCCUGUGUGCUUCUUGGAGCGGCGUACAUCGCAGAUGGGGAUGAUGUGACGGAAAAUGUGUACUAUGGCAUUGGUUGUCGGAUGGCUCAACUCUUGGACCUCCCAAAUCGCGUGGCAUCCAGCCAGCUUGAACAUGAGAUCAAUAUCCGCGUGCUAUCAUCUCUCUGUAUGGUUGACGUCUGGUCAUCAACAGCCGUCAAGCUUCCUAAACUCAUGCCCAAUCUCGAUAUUCCGCUACCAACAGACGAGUUACAAUAUCUUUCUCUUGGGAAUGACAUGCCACUCGUAUCACCAGGUUCUGAUCGAUCAUCACCUAUUCUUGCUGAGAUGAUCAAAUUGAAUCGGAUUUUACUUGCCAUCAACAACUUCAAUGAGAAAUGCGUACAGGAACAUCUGGAAGGUGUUCAGUUGGAAGACGCUGUUGAAGAAUUGAGCAAACGACUAGAUGACUGGUAUGAGGCACUACCAGACAUUAUGAGAGAUACACCAGAGAACUUCGCUUGGUUCGCAUCCCAUGGUCUUGGACGAUAUUUUGCUGCGGUCUAUUUGGGUUAUUAUCAUUUCGGACAGCUUCUGUUUUAUCAAUUUCUUCAUGUUGAGCCCUACAGCUCGAUCCCAUCAGCCGACCUUUACGCAGAGAAAUGCAAGCAUCACGCUGCCCGGCUCUGCGAAAUGAUCUAUCGCGCCUUCGAAACUCCUAACUCUGAUGUGCUUUACACGAUGGUGGCACAUGUACUUGUCAUUGCAUCGACUGUACAGAUCCACACCCUCCUCUUUUCGUCUGAUGAGAAUCGUAUCGCCGUCUCACGCGCCAGGCUCGAACGCAAUUUUGGCAUUCUUCUUCACUUGAAGCAAUACUGGUCCACGCUGAGUAGAGCUAUGAACCGACUAAGAGCUUUCCACGAUACAUGUCGGAAGUCUAUGGACACUAGUUUCGUACUUGAUCGCUGGAUGUUAAGAUUUCUGGUCGAGUUUGCCAAAGAGGUGGAGGAAAAAGAACCUGAUGUCCAAAGUCCCCUGUGGACUUUGGCAGGUCUCACUCAGGGUUUUGAUCUUUAA